AUCGUCGAGGCUGGUAACAGUCAGAUCUCGAUUGAAUCGUGCACAGUCAGGUGUUGAAAAAAGCGGGAGGGAAAGUGAGAGGUUCGCAUGCUGUGUUAUUCAACUCUGACGUGGGUGUCAAACGCGAUUUCGAUUUCAGGAGUAUACAUCCUGCGAAGGGAAAACUACUGUUUGUAAAAUGCAAUCAUUUUCAAUUUUGCAAUACAUUCCCGUUUCGACAAUAAGAUCUUUAAACUCCGUAAAUAUCGUAUUUGGCAAGUACAAUCGACCAACUGUGAUCCAUAAAUACAUCCUUGCUCGUGGGUCACAAACAACUUUGUUUGCAUACAGUUUUGUUUUCGUUUUCGAUAUGGAGUCAUUCUUGGAAUUGUUUGAUCCAGAUAAUAACAAACACAGCCAGAAAGAUACUUGGAAUGAUUCAGAGAAUGAAGGAAAUCGAAUGUCAGACUGUGAAAAUUCAAGUAUUGAUGAUGAUCAGGAGGAAAGACUACCACCAGAACCUGAACAGGGUAAUGUUGAAUAUAAACUAAAGCUAAUAAAUCCAUCUAGUCAACGGUUUGAACAUCUUGUAACACAAAUGAAAUGGCGUCUCAGAGAAGGCCACGGGGAAGCUAUUUAUCAAAUUGGUGUGGAAGAUAAUGGAAAAUUAACAGGCUUAUCAAGAGAAGACAUGAAGGCAUCAUUAAAAACUCUAAAUGAUAUGGCAGCUAGAUUAGGUGCUACAACAAGUAUACUACGUGAAAGACAUGCCAAUUCUAAAAAUAAAGAUAUAACCACACGUCACAAUAAAGAGGAAAGACAGAUAGCAGAAGUUUUAAUAAGAAAGUUAAGGAAAGGGGAUAGAGAGGAUCAAGAUAGUAUUAUUGAUUUGAGACUUGCAGUCACUGGUGCCCAGGAUGCUGGAAAAUCAACUCUCUUAGGAGUAUUAACCCAGGGUGAGCUAGAUAAUGGUAGAGGGAGAGCAAGGCUGAAUAUGUUGCGACACCUUCAUGAGAUAAAAACAGGUCGUACAUCAUCGAUAUCUCACGAAAUUAUAGGUUUUGAUAGCAAAGGGCAUGUUCUAAAUUAUGCGGAAAUGGCAACUGCAGAAGAAAUAUGCGAGCACGCGACGAAAGUUGUUACAUUUAUAGAUUUAGCCGGUCAUCGUAAAUAUUUAAGGACUACGGUACUCGGUCUCACAGGAUAUUCACCUCAUCACGUGAUGUUAGUUGUAGCACCGCCUAUGAAUGAAGCGUCGCAAGAACACAUGGCGUUAUGUCUUACAUUGGGACUUCCAUUUUUUAUAGUUGUAAACAAGAUCGAUCUUGGUUUUUAUAGUAUAUCCGAAACAAUAAAUCAGUUAGAGAACGCCAUUAAUGCACAGGGAUAUUGUAAGCAAUUAAUAAUGUAUAAUAACAGUCAAAUGUCGUGGAAUUAUGAAUCAGAGAUAAUACCAGUUUUCAAUGUGAGUUGCGUUACCGGGGAGGGUUUGGAAGAUUUAACAAAUUUUAUUAAGAAUUUAUCACCAUAUAACGUGAAUUCUGCAGAUUCAGAUCCUGAAUCAUGUCUGUUUCAAAUUGACGAAACUUUCAGAGUAGCAGGUUUGAACGAACCUGUUUUGGGAGGAUUGCUUGUGAGAGGAGCAAUCGCUCCUGGAACUCGAUUGUUGGUAGGCCCUUUACCAGAUGGUGAAUUCAGUCCAGUUAAAGUUGUUAGCUUACAUCGAAACAAGACUCCAUGCUGUUUAGUAAGAGCAUCGCAGAGUGCUAGUCUAACAUUAGCACCGCCAACAAAUCGAAGCCCCCCUUUGCCCCAUCUAAGACCUGGAAUGGUUUUAAUAUCACCAUGGGACCAACCUCAUGCUACACUUUUUUUCCAAGCAACUGUAUUAAUAGUGUACCACGCGACUGCAAUAUAUUCUGGUUUUCAAACAACUGUGCAUAUAGGGAAUGUAAGGCAGACGUGUAUCAUUAAAGGAAUAAUGGAUGCAAAAGACAGAGGUUUACAAACGAACGAUACGGCAUCCGUGUUAUUUAGGUUCGUCAAUCAUCCGGAAUAUUUGCACGUCGGUAUGCGAUUAUUAUUACGAGAGGGUCGUACUAAAGGAAUCGGUAAAAUAACACAGAUAUUUCCACUAAUAGGUCAGCAGAACAGUAUGCAGUAAGUAAAUCAAGUAAAAUUUUACGUGUAAAAAGUAUUAAGGUAUGCAAUACAUUUAUGAAGAUGAUAAGAAAGUUACUGUAAUAUUAGAUGUAAUUAUAUCAUGCGCCUGGCAUAAGUAUUUAAAAAAUACCGAUAAUAUUCGUUAUAAAGCACACAGUGGUUUUGUUUGUUUUCAAUUUUUUUCUUCUGUUUAGUACAAUGAAUGCAUGUACACGAUUAAACCUGCUUUAGUUUAGUUUUCUAUGCUCUUAAAAUAGAGAUGUAUUUUUAUGUGAGAAAGACAAGGAACAGUUGGUCUUGAUAAUAUAAUUUCUGCCCUUUUUGUUUUAAAAAAAUGUGUUGUUCAGUAACGAAAGAAAUAAUAUAGAAUGAACAUUGCCAGAUAAAAAUUAUUGAUUGAUAGCGAAAAAAAAGAAUACUUCUGCUUCAGGUGCAUAAGAGAAAAUAAGUUUAGUUGUAAGAGAGAAAAAUCUUAGAAUCAUAAAAUUUCAUGGACCCUAAAUAGUACCUUUGUUUCAUUAUAGUAUUUAUGAAGUCGCUGACGACUAUGCUUAUUUUGUGAUAUGAAAUAAAAGGUCGUUUUAUGUCAUCCUUUUGUGUGUGACGUUGUAGUUUAAAAAUUCUUUGUGAGAACAAUCAUUAUAAUAAUGCAAUGUUUCUCUAUAAAAUUUCAUUUUGGCUAUGAAUCUAUUUAUUCUGCUAAUAUUUAAGAAACGAAAGACUAAAAAAACGUUAUAGUUGACAAACGCAGAAUAAAAAUUUUCGCAAUAGACUACUAUUGUGAAAUGAUAAGCAUCGAGUGCUGUAUCGUUUUUAAUUCAUAGAACUUUCAGAAAGAAAAUUAUAUUAUAUACUUAUCCAUAUAUGUUAUGUAUAUAGAAAGAAAAAAUGUUUUCUGUCAAAGAAUCAAAAAAUGUUACUUAAGACGGUUGUAUUUGCGCACGUGUCUAAAUUGUAAAUGGUCAAGUCUUCAAGAUUAUAUGAGGUUACAUAUCAUAACACAUGUUAAAAUGUUUUGUAAUCAUAAAUCAUUAUGCAACCGUCCAAAAAAGAUUUUGUUUUAUUUACAUUAAAUCUCAAGUGUAAUGCUGUAUUAUAAACUGUAAAGUAUUUUGAAUAAAGCAGAAAAAUUUACAUGUCUA
Messenger RNA from Bombus terrestris (buff-tailed bumblebee), 3284 nucleotides. Its product is annotated as GTP-binding protein 2. Bases 179 to 2143 code for a protein of 654 amino acids. Gene Ontology annotation, biological process: translational elongation. NCBI's taxonomy places the organism in Eukaryota, Metazoa, Arthropoda, Insecta, Hymenoptera, Apidae. The transcript has 8 exons. The record is from RefSeq and is a predicted model, not a curated record. Gene Ontology annotation, molecular function: GTPase activity; translation elongation factor activity; GTP binding.